AUGGAUCUCGUUGAUACCAAGGAAGGUCCUUAUGAUGAAGAAGACCUUGUCGCCCAGUUCCAUGAGUGGUGCCGCGAAGAGAAGGCAUUCUUACUGGUUGAUUGGCCUAGUUGGAAACUUCACGCCUGGCCCCUUCUCAACCCCGCAUAUGACAAGUAUCAGCACUGCCUAUAUGGCAUGGCUCGGGACUCUGUCCUCCGGCAGACGGUCCAUGUCUACGAUCCGAAAUCUAAUUGCCACUUCAUGGUUUGGCGCAUCAUGAUCAACUAUAAAUGGGGCGAAACUCUCAUGAAGGAGGACUUUGAGUCGCCUUUGAUGGUCUUCGGCUGUUGGUCUGAACGGGAUGUCACCGGCCAACCCGAGUGGAUCAACACCCCAAUUGACUGUGUACGCACAUCACUACAAAACUGGAAACUUGUGGUGGACUAUGUUCUAGAGCAUAUUGCUGAUGCGCCGUUGAAUCAAGACUCGUCUGAUGAGAUCGGUUUGUGGUGUGAAGCUGUCAAGUUUACGCACUACUUCGACGACACAAUGCGCAAAGUCGCUGCCGGUAUCCCUGAUAGCCAAGCCUCAGUUAUCACGGAUACUGAAGAUCAUCCUAUGUCCGCUACCAAUACCAUUUGA
This is a messenger RNA of Pleurotus ostreatus (oyster mushroom), 624 nucleotides long. RefSeq lists its product as uncharacterized. The record is from RefSeq and is a predicted model, not a curated record. The transcript is spliced from 5 exons. The coding region runs from base 1 to 624 and encodes 207 amino acids. Lineage: Eukaryota; Fungi; Basidiomycota; Agaricomycetes; Agaricales; Pleurotaceae.